CUUUACGCUUUGAACACACCGACUGUGUUUUGGCGUUUCGUUACACCAGAAGUACAUUCAUUUCCAAUGGAACGCUGCAUUUGAAUGGCAGCAUUGCGUUGCAGAGGCAGUUGCAGUGCGUUCUGUGUGGGGCAUACAUUCGAUUUAUCGAACAUGCAUCAAAUUGUAUGCGUGGAUUUGACAGAAAGUAGCAAAUUAUGAAUGUAGAUUAUAAUUUUUUUGCACACAUAUUCAGUAAAAUGUGCGAUUACAUAAAGUUUGAUUGCAUAAUUUCUUCACAUUUAUUAUUAAUUUAUUUACCAAGUAUAUUAUUUAUUCGAUGACAUCCACAAAUGAAUUGUGAGAGCCUAUAAUAUAAUUUCACUCCAAAAUGCAGUUUUCGAGCGAAAUGCAAUAAUAAAUAGUCAAGAUAGCAGAGUAGGCUCUUUCAACAAUGAGACCAACGUUGAGGAGGGUGGUCUUGAUCGCACUGUUGGGCCGGGAUCAGCCCCGCCGAGAGUGUAGGUCUGUGUGGGUCCCGAAAGCAGGCAGGGGAGUUCCACUGUCUAAUUCAAGAGCUUCGACUGUUUUGAGAGGAAUUACGAAAUUACUUUCGUCUGGACCGAAGCCAGUUCGAUCACCUGCUCCAGAUGGUUGGAGCCAGGAUCGCCCGGAUGGAUACCAACUACCGGGAGUCCAUUAGCCCAGUUGAACGCCUGGCGAUUUGUCUCCGAUUCUUGGCGACAGGGGACUCCUACAGGACCAUAGGAUUCAGCUUCCGAGUUGGACGGUCCACGGUGGCAGGCAUUGUCCCCUCUGUGGCACAAGCCAUUUGGGACUGUCUGGUUGGUGAAUACAUGCCUGUCCCCAAGGAGGAAGACUGGAGGGCCAUCGCUGCCGAGGUCCUGGAGAGGUGGAAUUUCCCCACCUGUCUUGGCUCCAUUGCCGGGAAACAUAUAGUAAUUCAGGCUCCACCAUGCUCAGGUUCACAGUUCUACAACUACAAGGGUACAUAUUCAGUUGUACUCUUGGCUGUAGUAGAUGCCAUCUACUGUUUCCGUGUUGUCGAUGUUGGUGCUUACGGCAAGGGAAGUGAUGGCGGGACCCUCCGGGACUCUGCCUCUGGCCAGGCACUUCAGGAUGGCACCCUGGAUAUUCCACUACCUGCAUCACUCCCUGGGGCUGAAGACCUGGGACCUGUUCCCUAUGUCUUCGUCGGCGAUGAGGCCUUCUCUUUAAGACCCAACCUCAUGAGGCCCUACGCUGGACGCCAGCUGCCAUUGCCAAAGCCUGUAAGGAUCUUUAACAAACGACUGUCUAGGGCAAUGUGCCUUUGGGAUUCUGGCAGCCCGAUGGAGAAUGUAUCAGAGAGUACUUGGUCUCAGCCCUCAAAUGUCGAUGCCUGCGUGAAGGCCACAUGUGUUCUCUAUAACUACCUGCGGAGGUCAUUCCAGGAGCCGCUCCGGAUGGAGAUGGUCACCUUCCUGAUGUCACCAGGGCAGGUACCAACAACGCCCCCAGACAGGCACUCCAGGUGA
This is a messenger RNA of Oncorhynchus tshawytscha (Chinook salmon), 1517 nucleotides long. RefSeq names its product protein ALP1-like. The record is from RefSeq and is a predicted model, not a curated record. The transcript is spliced from 2 exons. Lineage: Eukaryota; Metazoa; Chordata; Actinopteri; Salmoniformes; Salmonidae. The coding region runs from base 630 to 1517 and encodes 295 amino acids.